AUGAAAACAUUCAUCAUCGACGUCGAUGGCACUUUGGCCUCACAAAGUCGUGACGCCGUAGCUCCCAUUGACUUAGCAGCCAUACAAGAAGAGAAGAAGAAAGGGAACCGCGUAAUAAUAUGUACUGGUCGUUCUAUAUAUGAAACACGACAUAUUUUAGAAUCUAUCAACCACGACGAUAUAUUAGUUUCAACGAAUGGUGGACUGAGUGUAAAAGGGGAUGUCUUGUAUGCACACAAAUAUAUGGAUUCCGAGCAGUCAGCAGCCAUCCUUCAAGUGGUCAACACUGAGAAGAUGAAUGGCUAUGUCAUUUCGUCUGAAGUUUCCAAUGGAAAAUUCACAGAAUAUUUCGACGAUGCGAAAACAUUUCAACGACGCAAAAACAGCGAAUUUGUGGAACUCACAGUCUAUGCAAAAACAAAAGAACAAAAAGACGGCUGGAUAGAAAUCCUCAAAAAAAACGUCGGAGACAAACUCGUUGUGAAAAAUAGCGGGGAAACAAUCAUCGAAAUUGUAAGCAAAAACGUCAACAAAGGAAAUUCACUCAAAGAACUCGACGACAAAAAACUCCUCGGAGACUUCUUGGUCUACAUCGGAGACUCCGAAAACGAUUUGCAAGCAUUCGACUUCGUUCAAAAGAAAAAGGGGGUCGCAGUGGCUAUGGGAAACGCGUUCGAAGAAGUCAAAAAGAAAGCUGACUAUGUCACUGAUGACGUGGACCACGGGGGCGUCGCAAAAGCAAUUGAAUGGGUAAACACAAAUUAUCCCAAACAGAAUAUGUGA
Entamoeba invadens IP1 is the source of this 783-nucleotide messenger RNA. RefSeq lists its product as hypothetical. The transcript has a single exon. Lineage: Eukaryota; Evosea; Mastigamoebida; Endamoebidae. Gene Ontology annotation, molecular function: magnesium ion binding; phosphatase activity. Bases 1 to 783 code for a protein of 260 amino acids. Gene Ontology annotation, cellular component: cytosol. The record is from RefSeq and is a predicted model, not a curated record.